AUGGGCUGCCUCUUCUCCAGGCGCAGGAAGGCGGCGCAGGGAGGGGAGCAGGCGGCGGCCGCGGCGGCGGGGGCCAGCCAGGACGCGGCGGCCGGCGAGGAGAAGGCUCCGCGGUACAGCUGGGAGCAGCGAGCCAAGAUUGACCCGAAAGACUACACGUUUUCUGGACUUAAAGAUGAAACCGUGGGUCGACUGCCUGGAAAAGUAGCAGGGCAACAAUUUGUCAUUCAGGACUGUGAGAACUGUAGUAUCUACAUAUUUGAUCAUUCUGCUACAAUCACUAUUGAUGACUGUAUAAACUGCCAGAUCUUUCUAGGACCAAUAAAAGGCAGUGUUUUCUUCCGUGACUGCAAAGACUGUAAAUGCAUAGUGGCCUGCCAACAGUUUCGGACUCGGGACUGCAGAAGGCUGGAGGUAUUCUUGUGUUGCGCCACCCAACCCAUUAUCGAGUCCUCCACAGGUAUGAAAUUUGGCUGUUUCCAGUACUAUUACCCUGAGCUUGCUUUACAAUUCAAAGAUGCUGGACUGAGUAUCUUCAAUAACACAUGGAGCAACAUCCAUGACUUUACACCUCUGUCGGGAGAAAAUAACUGGGGGCUUUUGCCUGAGAAUGUGGCGGUUCAAGAUUACGUCCCUCUGCCAAGCUCUGAAGAGCUGAAAGCUGUCAGGGUUUCUACGGAUGCUAUGAGGAGCCUAAUACCAAUAACGCGAGGGCGGAGACAGAGAAGCAGCGAUGAAUCGUGUUUGGCAGUGUUUUUUGCUGGUGACUACACGACUGCAAAUGCCAGAAAGUUAAUUGAUGAGAUGACUGGCAAAGGCUUUCAGCUGGUACAGACAAAAGAAGUCUCAAUGAAAGUGGAGGAUGCUCAGAGAGUUUUCCAGCAGUGUGCCUCAGAAUUCAUUCCACUACUUGAAAAAGGCCCUGUAGUUGCUUUGGAAUUCAAUGGAGAUGGUGCUGUGGAAGGAUGUCAAAGCAUUGUAAAUGAUGUUUUCAGUGGAACCAAGGUUUUUGUAUCGGAGAGCAAAGAAUCAGCGUGUCGAGAUGUAGACAAUUUCUACAACUUUGCUGACAUGCAGAUGGGAAUGUGAAGCCUAAUGUGCUCGCGUAUGGUUUGUCCCAGCACUUGGAUGUUAUUUGACUUGAAUUUUGCAGUAGUAUGAGAAGUUUUCUCAUUUGGUUUUGUAUUGCUUCUAUAUCCUUCUUAUAAAAGCUGUUGAUGACUUUAAUACCAUAUUACAUGAACUACAGUAAAUGGUAUAGCUCCCCAUGGAUGUUGUUUGAUACUUACAUUUCAACUCCAGAAACUAUGGAGGCUUUUUUUUAAAUUGUUUUUAUAGUGAUUUCUUUCUUUCAUUGACACUUGAGCGUUUCUUGUCAAUAACUAAUGGUAAGUCGUAUUUGAAAAGUGCAAUGCAAGUCCACUUCUGAUGCAUUAGUAAUUGUAAACUUAACACAGACACAUUUUAUAGAAAGUGCGUUUAUAUGAAACUUACUGUUCAAAACUUUCCCACAUGCAAAUUCGUCUUCACUGGGGGCCAGGCAGGAAGCUGUAGUCAAUGACUUUUUCUGAAAGCUUAGCCUGAAAUUACUUUUAUAGCAUGCUUUCAGGAGCAGUGCAUGACUUACCCUCUUACAAAACCUACGUUUGGUUUAUUCUGCUUCAGCAUCUUUAUUUGCCUCAUUUGAAUAGAGCUCACUUACGCUGAGGGUUGUCUUAAUGGCAUUCUGAGAAGUGAACUCUUCCUAGGCUCUCGUGCUCCAAAGUGAGUUUUGAGCUUGAGUGCUGUGCAGAAGAUGCUGUAAGGUUCUGUUCAGGCCUGGUCCAAUAUUAUAGAUGGCUCUGGUAGCGUAUGAGAUACGAGGUUCCCUUGGAUUUGAGACUAAUGAGACAUCAGCAACAUCCUGGUUUGUUGCAGGGUACAUAGAGCAACCUGGCAUCAAAGAAGGGCUCUGGCUUUAAAAGAGCUUUUCUUUGCUGUCCCCAAGGAGAAGGGUUCUACACUCAGUAGUAGUACUGAAAAUUUUGCUGUAAAGUAUUGCACUGUGCUGUAAAACUAAUUUUGGAUUAAUUUCAAAAAAUAGACUAAGAAAGUGCUACUUGCAUUUUAGGAGAAGCAUUUGAAUAGUGAUCAAUAAGGAUGCCUAUUGCUAUACAGUGCAUACUGGUGUGCAUAUCUAUCUGUAUAGGUAUGAAAUACGUGACAGGGUUUACAUGCCCUCUGUGAUACUUGAACAGGUUGUUUGCCCAGAGGUACCACAUUUCUUAAUUAAAAUGGUGGCUUGCCAAUUUAUGUAGCUUUUGCAAUUCAUUGAACACGCUUGAGCUGUGUUGCUAAAGCAAUAACUUCCUUGUUAGGGUCAUCCAUCCAAAGGUAAGAUCUUCUGCAUCUUAACUGAAAGCGAGUCUCUUGACUCAUUGGUUUUGCUGCUCUAGAACUCCAAGAUUGGGUGGCUGAAAAUGCCUCUCUUAUUCUUUUUAGGAUUUACCACAUGAAUAAAUCUGCCUGUUCCUCGGAAAUUCAUAAUUCUGUCAUGCUCAAGAGAUGUUCUGAUUUUGUUUCCACUGGGAAAAUGUAUGCCCUUAAACUAUGUAUCAAAAAUAUGCCAUUAGGACCUCAUACUAGUUAUGUAUAGAUUAAAUAAGAAAGAGUAUCUUCUGAAGUCGCCAAAGAGCAUCUGAAAAAUGUAAUUUGCAUGAAAUGUCUUUACUUGACAGAGUGAAAUAAGAUCAAAUGGGCACCAAAAUCUGAUUGGUAAAAGAAAUUACCAUAUGUAUUUGCACUUAGUAAGCUAGAUUUUUUUAUAUAUAUAUUGUAUGAGGGCAGACUGUGAAAAUAGCUAAAAUAUUAGAUCAGUCUACUAAAUAUUAGGAGGAUCUGUCAGUAAACACUGCAAGAAUUAUUCUAGCUACAUGCAGUAAAUGUAUUUUUCUGAUAUAUUAACAGUACGUUAAAAUUUUGUGUAAUAUAAUUCAAAACUGUCAUCAUGUAACUUCCCUAAGCAGUAAAUAUGUUGGACCAUCUCAGUUGCUAAACUUUUACAUGUGAUAUGUCCAAGCUUGCUUACUGCUGACAUAUAUGAUUAUAUAUAUAUAUAUGUUAUAGUGUUUUUUUUAUCUUCAACUUGAUCAGGAAAGAAAAUGCUAAAUGGAUCUCUUUGUGACUGUACUGGACAACGAGAUGAUUUAUUGACUGUUAACCUGGGCUUUAAACAGAGAGCACUACCCCCCUGCCGCCUUCCCCCCCAUAAAGAGCAUGUUUUGGGGAUUUUUUUUUUUUUUACAUUGACAGCAUACUUUCUUGUGAUUUUUUUUUUUUUUUAAGGUAAAGGUUUUUUGAUUAAAAUUUGAAUAACAAAGGAGCUCCUCAAUCCAGUUAUUUAUCUUUUUGACUUUUUUGCUAGCAGAAUUUAAGAAAACUUCUAGCCUAAAUAAACUUGCAUUGGUUAUCAUAUGUAUUACAGAAUGGUACGUGCUUUAUGUAGUCUUUGUAUGUUUGUUGUAUAGCUUUCUAUGUAAUUUGCUUUGCACUG
Molecule: messenger RNA, 3532 nt
Organism: Rhea pennata
Lineage: Eukaryota; Metazoa; Chordata; Aves; Rheiformes; Rheidae
Gene: RP2
Product: RP2 activator of ARL3 GTPase
Exons: 5
Coding region: 1-1089 (362 amino acids)
Biological process (GO): post-Golgi vesicle-mediated transport
Cellular component (GO): cilium; periciliary membrane compartment
Molecular function (GO): GTPase activator activity
Source: RefSeq, a predicted model, not a curated record